This is a messenger RNA of Scleropages formosus (Asian bonytongue), 2053 nucleotides long. RefSeq names its product very-long-chain 3-oxoacyl-CoA reductase-B-like. The record is from RefSeq and is a predicted model, not a curated record. The transcript has 11 exons. NCBI's taxonomy places the organism in Eukaryota, Metazoa, Chordata, Actinopteri, Osteoglossiformes, Osteoglossidae. Gene Ontology annotation, cellular component: endoplasmic reticulum. Gene Ontology annotation, molecular function: oxidoreductase activity. Bases 145 to 1101 code for a protein of 318 amino acids.
CAGGAGUUGUGGUGGCGGAAGUCGCGUUCAGUAUAUUCUGCAAAGGCGCAAGAUUUCUUGAAUGUGUGGUGCAAUUUACUGCCGAAGUGUUUUAUGUUUUAACUAAGUCGUUAUCAAAAGAGCCUUUAGUUUAGAAACGCCGUCAUGCAGCUUUCACUGGAGGCCGUCAUCCGCCACACAGCGGUCCCGCUGUACUGGAUCGGCGUCGGCACCACGGCCUGGCUGUCCCUGUGGUCCGUGUACCGACUGCUCUCCGGGCUCCGGGUGUGGGUGCUAGGCAACGCGCGGGCGAUCUCCACGAAGCUCGGCAAGUGGGCAGCGGUGACGGGAGCCACGGACGGCAUCGGGAAAGCCUAUGCAGAGGAGCUGGCGCGCCGUGGGUUUGCUGUCGUGCUCAUCAGCCGCUCCCAGGAGAAGCUCGACGAUGUUUCCAAAUCCAUCGAAUGUCGGUAUGGUGUCGAAACAAAAACGAUCGCGGUGGACUUCGGAGGCACUGACAUCUAUCCCAAAAUUGAGGCGGCUCUGGCUGGACUCGAGGUCGGAGUUCUGGUUAACAACGUUGGGAUUUCCUACUCGUACCCCGAGUACUUCCUUAACGUGGCCGAUUUGGACAAAUUCAUCAGCACCAUGAUAAAUGUCAACAUCACUUCGGUCUGUCAGAUGACGCGCCUGGUGUUGCCGAGGAUGGUGGAGAGGUCUAAAGGUGUGAUUCUGAAUAUCUCUUCUGCAAGCGCCAUGUAUCCCAUCCCCCUGCUUUCCCUCUACUCUGCCUCCAAGGCUUUUGUGGACUAUUUCAGUCAAGGACUCAAUGCGGAGUACAAGAACAAAGGGGUCAUCAUUCAGAGCGUGCUGCCCUUUUUCGUGGCCACCAAGAUGUCGAAGAUCCGCAAGGCGACUCUGGACAAGCCGACCCCGGAGCGCUACGUAGCGGCACAGCUCAAAACGGUUGGACUGCAGAGCCAAACCAACGGGUACUUACCCCAUGCCAUCAUGGGCUGGCUGACGACUGCCUUGGUCCCCGUGAAUGUCAUGAUUCAGUGUUCGAUGCAGAUGAACAAGGCCGUGCGCACAGCCUACCUGAAGAAAAGAAAGGGGCAUUAGCGUGCUCCGGUGUGAGGAAGACCGGGGAGGGGCACGCCAGCCCUCUCAACUUUAACAUUUCUCUUAAUGGUUUUGUUUCUCUGAAUACUGCUUUGGAGAAAAUGGUUUGUACAGAUUUCUUCAGACACUGGAUUAGAGCUUAGAGAGGCUGUAGGCUUUUUAAAGUUGUUUGAGAGAAACGCUUAAUCUUGCAGAACCCGAAAUUAGGCAUUUUCAUAAUUGCAGCAGUUAAUGACUUUCUAUACCUUUAACCAUGAAACAAAAAGGUUGUUUUUCAACAGAAUUGCAUAUGUACGGCAACUUGAGUAGAUGGAACGGAUCCUUUACUCUUGGUGCCGAAUUGAUUUAAACGUGUUUUGUGACCAGCGAUGCUGUUUCACGCAGAGCAUGUGUGCAUUCUUCAAGUCUAAUGUCAUUUCUACAGUGCACUUGUUUACUGUGCAUUACCAUACUGCAGUCUGAAAAGCGGUGCACAUUCAGAGGGCUUUUAACGUUGAGGAGAUUCCUUACAAAUGGUUGCGAAAAUCCAAGUAUGCACAAAAACAACCUCGGUUAUUGAAUUGAUGAAUAGAAUGUAAAUUUGCAGCAUUUCUUUUUUUUUUUUUUUUUUUCCUUUAACGUAUGGCACGACAUCCUCUUUGGUUUAGUGUUUACCUGUGCAGACUGCAGCCUCCUGUUUCUCAGAAAAAGAAAAGAAAGAAAAAAACUCUAGUGCCAGUUAUUACAGCACAAAAUCUGGAGAUUAAAGGUUUUUGUUGAGUUUGGCAAAAGAAUUAAGACUUGGGUAGUGUAACAGAAGGUAUGGAAAAGCAUUGCCGCUCAAGGAGUGCGUUGGUGGGAUGCUACACAAGCGUUGUGUAAAACAUAUAAGCAUUAUCAUAAAUAACCAAAUUGUGAAUAGCAAGGACCUCCUCUGAUGCGUGACUGUUUUAAUUAAAACGUAUACUGUAUU